Messenger RNA from Drosophila erecta, 3428 nucleotides. RefSeq names its product vesicle-associated membrane protein-associated protein B/C (gene Vap33). The record is from RefSeq and is a predicted model, not a curated record. Gene Ontology annotation, cellular component: plasma membrane; endoplasmic reticulum membrane. Gene Ontology annotation, molecular function: FFAT motif binding. The transcript is spliced from 7 exons. Bases 525 to 1346 code for a protein of 273 amino acids. Gene Ontology annotation, biological process: endoplasmic reticulum membrane organization. Lineage: Eukaryota; Metazoa; Arthropoda; Insecta; Diptera; Drosophilidae.
UCACGGAAAUCAUCGAAAAAUAUCGAUACCCGAUGCAUCGAUGUUUUUUUACAUCACUAGCUGGAAGAAUAUCUGGCUUUUUUUGCAUUUUGCGUUUUCAACUGAAGUUUGCGAACAAACCGAAGCGUGGUAAACCACUGAAAUCAAAGAAAACGACAGAAAAGCAACUAAAAGUCGGUGAAGAAAUCGCACGUUGAUCGUUGUUUUUUUUUCUCGACAUUUUCUGGUAAAAGACCGUGCGUGCGUGUGAGACACUAUCGCUCUUCCUUUUUUUGUCCAUGCGUGUGUGUGUGGUCGCAUAAAUCUACCGAUAUUUCGCCUGAGAGCGAAACGGGCGAAAAACGAAAGAAAAAAAGAGAGCUACCAGGAACAACAAAUAGCUGGGCAAAAACAGGACGCACAAAAAAUAAAAUCAAAACGAAGAGAGGCGCAAAGCGGAGAGAGUGAAAUUCUCAGCAACAACAACAACGACUAGAACAACACCAGAAGUAGCAGCAGCAAAAACAACAACAAAAGCCGCCACAAUGAGCAAAGCACUCCUUGAUCUUCCGUUGACCAUUGACCCAGAGCAUGAGUUGCGUUUUGUGGGUCCCUUCAACCGACCCGUUGUCACAAUCAUGAGUCUGCGCAACAACUCGGCUCUGCCUCUGGUCUUCAAGAUCAAGACAACCGCCCCGAAGCGGUAUUGCGUACGUCCAAACAUUGGCAAGAUAAUGCCCUUUCGAUCGACUCAGGUGGAGAUCUGCCUCCAGCCAUUCAUCUACGAUCAGCAGGAGAAGAACAAGCACAAGUUCAUGGUGCAGAGCGUCCUGGCACCCACGGAUGCUGAUCUAACCGAUUUAAAUAAAUUAUGGAAGGAACUGGAGCCCGAGCAGCUGAUGGACGCCAAACUGAAGUGCGUUUUCGAGAUGCCCAGCGCUGAGGCAAAUGCUGAGAACACCAGCGGUCGUAAUACCGUUGGCGGCGCAACCGGAAUUGCCGAAGGCGGAAGCGCGGCGGCCAAUACUAGCUCAGCCAGCGCCGAGCCGCUCGAGAGCAAACCAAAGCUGGAGAACUUCGGCUUGCUGUCGAGCGAGGAUAAGCCAUCCAAUUUGGCCGAUACAUGGGAGAAUAUUGAUUUUCUGACCGGAGAGAUCAAGGCUCUGCGUGAAACCAACAUCGAACUAAGAAAAGAGAAUCUUCACUUGAAGGAUCAGAUCACUCGUUACCGGAGCUCGCAGGCCAUCAAACAGGUGAAUGAGCCCUAUGCCCCAGUCCUGGCUGAAAAGCAGAUUCCGGUCUUUUACAUUGCAAUUGCCAUUGCUGCGGCCAUUAUUAGCCUCCUGCUGGGUAAAUUCUUUCUCUGAAUGCCAUAAACGAACGCCAGCAACAUGCUACAUGCUACGUGCAGCAACAGUAACAGCAAGUACAGCGGCAAAACCAUCAUACAGCAACAGCAAAAGCAGCAGCAACUAACAACAGCAACCACAACGAAAGAACAACAGCAGCAGCAGGAGCAUUAAGAUCCAUAAUCGGCAAAAGAAGCACAGAGACGACAGUGAAGCUGACUUAACCGGGGACCGUAUAUAUACGGAUAUGAUAAAUAAAAUCAAAAAUAAUCAUUGUUGGAUAGCGAAGCAAAUAUCGCUCAGAGUAAUGAUUAUGAUGUGAGAGAUGUUGUUUGGCUCCAAAAUAUUGCUCAAAGUCAAGGAAUUUUAACAAGAUUUAAAUUUAAAGCAACAUUUUAAAGCUGUAUUUAGAAGAUUUCACUGGAAAUGCUCGCAACCUGACUUUGAGUAGUACGAAUAUUUGGUCCUUAUAAAUUCCCUCACAAAAUAAUCAAUACUUAAGAAUAGGAAUAAUAACGAAUGAUUACCUUGGGUCCCUGAGCUAAACAGCAGAGAAGGGAAAAAAUAGGAGAGACGUAAAAAUCGUAUUUUCGCAAAGGGAAAAAUCUCUCAAGAAAUAUUUAAAGUUCGUUAAGAUCCCAUACGUAUAAUUGCUCAGAUUUUCGAUUGCAUUUUUUCGCUAUUACUAAUUUGUAAGAAUUUUAUUUUAAAAUGCUUCACAAUUUUUUUUUUAAAUCGUUUUCGAUGCAUUUUCAACCCGGAAAAGUAAAGUAUUUCAAAGAAUAACCAAAAUUGUAAUUAAUCAUAACUUCUCGACGAAACUAAAUAGAAAACCAAAAUAUUACUUAAGUGCGAGAAUAAACUUCAGUUUUAUCAAUAUAUUUUUUAUUUGCUUUAUUUUUGUUUUAAUUUUUUGCAACCAAUAGACCUAAAUGUAAAAUUUAAAUCGAAAACAGAAAAGCAAAUGUCAAGAAAAGAACCUUUAGCAAAAUGCAAACAAAACUUAAGAAGAAACCUUUGUAUGGAAAACCAAUCAAUGAAAAGCUUCAAGAAAUAAAAGAAAAACAAAAUGCUCUGCAAGGCCGACGCUCUCUAAAAGAAAAGUUGCUUCACCUCACCCCUCGUCCUAUCACUCUCUCUCUCUCUCUCAAUGUCCGUUUGUCCCUCUCUAAGUCCCGAAACGAGAUCUAUAUAUACUUAUUAAUAUAGAAUCAUUAUUGUUUUUGGUUGGCAUUUGCAUUUACUAUUUUUCGUUUUAGUCAUUUCAGUAGUUACAUUACUACACCCACACAAACACACCACUCAAUAAGCGCUAUAUAUAUAUAUAUACAUAUAUAUAUAAUAUACUGAAUUUCUAUAAGCAAACCUUUGUGUAAUUUGUGUUGUUUGCCAAGAUCGAAUUGAACGAUUUCCAGCCUAAUGGCACCGAAAUUGAGAAAAUCCAUUAACUGUAUCCGACACGCCGAUAUAUACGAUCUAAUAAGUGCAAAGAAAAUCAAUCAUUUAAAACCACAAAAAAAGAAAAAAAAAAAAAAAAAAAAACCCUUUACUAGAAGCAAAACAAACGCAUGCUGUUCAUGGUUUACACUGCACCCGUGGAUCCAUAGAUAUAGAUCCGGCACACCCACUCACUUGGUUCCUUCCGUAGCGCCAUCUAAUUGCUCGCGAGUCUAACACUUUAAGAGGCCGGGUACCUAAAUGGCGAUGCAUCUUGUUUCACACUAUUAUUUCCCAACAUAUUUCAUUGCUAUUGUUCGUGGUUAGGACUUUUUUUAUAUAGUUUGCAAAGCAUUGAAAAGGGUAUAUAGAUUUAUACAUAAAUAUAUAUUCGCCGACAUGCAUGAUCGCUGUAUUUUCAUAGGCAUGUGGAAAAACUCGUAUUUAAAUGUUUAACUAGAAAUACAGAAAAAUAAACUAAAUACAAAUAAAAAAAAGAGAAAUGGAAAUAAACAAAUGAUAAGGACAAGCAAAUCAUAAGCAAAUUGUACUUGAUGUCAGCUGUAGCAAAAACAAAACACAAUAUAUAUGAACAUAAUAAUAAUAAUAAAAUGUGGAAACGGAACUUAACAUUCAAAAAUUGUUUCGAUACAUUUAACAACA